CCACACGGCAACCACCCCGCAUCAUACACACGCAUAGUAUACGCAACCGCAGCCCACCCGUACCUCCCCCGCCGCCCCAACAGCCGCCAUGGCCUCCGAGGCUCGCAAGGCCGCCGCCGCAGCGCGCCCGCCUCCCCGCGACUUCCUCGCCCACCUCGAGGACUACCUCGCCCGCCGCGACGGCGUCGACAAGCUCCUCAAGAUCUCACGCUACGCCGCGCGCCUCGCCCUCGCCGCAGGGCCGCUGCCCCCGCCGGCCUCCGCGCGCCUCAAGUCCUUCGAGUCCAGCCUCGGCCUCAGCCGCAAGGCCUUCCGCCUCGGCAAGUUCGUCCAGGACGUCAACGCCCUCCGCGCGCACCCCGGCCCCCUCCCUCCGCCCUUCGUGCUCCUCGCCUACGGCGGCGAGGGCGUCUACUACUUCAUCGAGCAAUUCGUCUGGCUUGCCAAAGCUGGCCUCCUCCCGGCGCACCUCCUCCCCCGCCUCCAGCGCCUCAGCGCCUGGGCCGAGCUGCUGGGCUACGUCGGCUCCAUCACCAUCAAGCUGGAAGAGGUGACGAAGAUGGAGUCUUCGAUCAAGAUGCGGCUGGCGGAGGGUUGUGGGGAGGAGAACGAGGCGGUGAGGACGAUGCGGGGGAAGCUGCUGCUGAAGCGUCUGUCCGUUGUGCAGGACGUGGCGGAUGCCUUCAUGGCGCUAGGGGACGUGACUAACGGGAAGGGGUUGCUCGGUAGUUCCACGCUGACGGCGUCCGCCGGAUUGCUGUCGGCGCUGAUCAGCACGCACAAGAACUGGAAUUCUUGCUGAAGUCCCAAGGCUCUGAUGGAAGGCCUCUUGACCCUCUGCUACCAGGGGCGAGGUCUGAGUGACGUAGGGAUAAGUAGGUACUAUGGAGCUGUACGGUACUGUUACUCUGAUCACUUAGCUGAUUACUUAUCAGAGUUUAUAGUUUAUAGCAAUUGUUCCUCGAGUUAAGAGUAAGACAGCUGGUAUCCUGGGUAUGUGCUAAGAUUUCUUGGUUUGAGUAAGGUGUGACAAUAAUUUUUAUUUCAUUUCAUUUCUAGUAGCUAAGCAAGUCCACAUCAUAAUUGUAGGCAGUGAACCCUAAUUAGUUAUGUAUUCAUUUCUUUGAACAAAUUGUUUAUAAGUAUCAAAGUACGACAGUGAUCAUAGCAUAAAUGAUUUUAUCAGCAGUGAACAGAAAAAACGCCUCUUAUGGUUCACAGCAACAAAUUACUAUUUUCUUAUAAUCCGAUAUUUUUGCAUUUACUGUAAGCU
Aegilops tauschii subsp. strangulata is the source of this 1273-nucleotide messenger RNA. NCBI's taxonomy places the organism in Eukaryota, Viridiplantae, Streptophyta, Magnoliopsida, Poales, Poaceae. The record is from RefSeq and is a predicted model, not a curated record.